CGGCGAGCUUCUGUUGCCAGAGCAACGGCCGGAGCAGGCCCCGCAAGCCGUCGAGUCUGCCGAGGGUCCCGAAGUCUUCAGGUUUCUUGGAUGACAAAACUGAGGACCAGAGAGGGAAACAAAGACCCAGAGACAUGUCCAAGGUCAGGCAGCCGUUUGGUGACUGCUGAACUCCGGGGGCUUCCUUCCUGGGCUCUUCUGACAUUUCUUCUCUCCGUGGGGCCAUGGCUGAGGUCCACGUGAUUGGGCAGAUUAUUGGGGCAACGGGUUUUUCUGAGAGCAGCCUCUUCUGCAAGUGGGGUGUCCAUACUGGAGGAGCAUGGAAACUGCUCUCAGGUGUUCGGGAGGGCCAGACGCAAGUGGAUACUCCUCAGCUGGGCACCAUGGCCUACUGGUCUCACCCAAUUGACCUGCAUUUUGCUACCAAAGGCCUACAGGGCUGGCCUCGGCUGCACCUGCAAGUAUGGUCUCAGGAUGUCUUUGGGCGCUGCCAGUUGUCUGGCUAUGGCUUCUCCCAUAUCCCCAGCAGCCCUGGGGCCCACAGCCUCGACUGUGUGACAUGGCGCCCCUUGGGUGGCUGGCGAGAGCAGCUGGCACGGGCCUUUGUUGGCGGUGGGCCUCAACUGCUACACAGUGAUGUAGUCUACAGCGGGGCUGACCGAUACCGGCUCCACACAGCAGCCGGGGGCACUGUGCACCUGGAGCUGGCCCUCAUCCUGAGAAACUUUUCCCGCUAUGGGGUUGAGUGCUGAGCACCUCGGCCAGCUCCCAGCCCCUUAUACCCCACACCCAAUUCCCCAUCUCACUUCCUCCCCUCCCCUUUCCUCUCUGUCCCCAGGCUCCUGCCCUCAGCAGUCAAUCAACAAACUCUUACUGAGCUUUUAUUAUGUGCCAGGCACUGCCCUAAGGAAGCCUUGGGGGCUAUCAAGAAAAAGCAGCAUGGCCCUGCUCUCCUGGGGCCUCCGUGCCAGUGGGGGCCAUGUCAUGGAAUGAAAUACAUGAAUUGGUAUA
This is a messenger RNA of Trichosurus vulpecula (common brushtail), 1011 nucleotides long. It is a transcript of the gene B9D2, whose product is annotated as B9 domain containing 2. The record is from RefSeq and is a predicted model, not a curated record. Gene Ontology annotation, biological process: cilium assembly. Bases 225 to 752 code for a protein of 175 amino acids. Gene Ontology annotation, cellular component: MKS complex. The transcript has 4 exons. NCBI's taxonomy places the organism in Eukaryota, Metazoa, Chordata, Mammalia, Diprotodontia, Phalangeridae.